This is a messenger RNA of Cladophialophora carrionii CBS 160.54, 774 nucleotides long. RefSeq lists its product as uncharacterized. Bases 1 to 774 code for a protein of 257 amino acids. The record is from RefSeq and is a predicted model, not a curated record. Lineage: Eukaryota; Fungi; Ascomycota; Eurotiomycetes; Chaetothyriales; Herpotrichiellaceae. The transcript has 2 exons.
AUGAUCGUACUUAACCAGCCAUACAAUGUUAUCGGCGGUGAUCAUACGCAAGGCGGAGAAGGAAACUAUGGCUACGAUGAAACUUACGGCGGCGGUGAAGACCAUGGCGGCGAUGAAAACUAUGGGGGCGGCGCUGUCGACCCUUCCAUCACCGCUGACAACCUCGAUCCGGAUUUCUUCUUGCAUGAGGUCAGCGACGCAGCCAAGGACAAGAACGCAGGCACGAUCACAGAGGAUCAGUACAACAACUUGAUCGAGUUCAUGGUCCACAUCCGGAGGGCUCUCGACUAUGUCGACUUAUCACAUGACGGCUCACUUGAACACGCCACGCAGGUGUUCACCAACGUGAUAGACGAGAUCCAGAUGCCCAACCUCGGCCAGUUUGAAGGCAGCUCCGUCACAGGCGCGGUCGAGACGUUGUCGCAACAUGGGCACUGUCGCUUUCUCUUUGCUCUGUUCGUUGCGAUAUACGAAAAUGCAGACAUGUCAGAUUUGCCUGACCUGCAAGCCACUCUGGCAGAGGUCGUGGCCAUCGUCACGGGGGAAUCCCAGCACACGGGCAACGAGAAUGCAGGCGAUGGUGGCGAUGCAGUACCUGUAUCGGCUGGUAUGCAUCUCCCAACUACAAUUCUGAAUUAUACGAAACAUCCAGGCGCAACAGGCGCAGCAGGCGAUCCAGCAACUGCAGCGGUUGCUCUGGAUCCGGCAACUUUGUUUUCCAGUUAUGCGGAUUACUCGGGCGUGACAGGCACGGCUGGCACGGCUGGCUCAUGA